AUGUUGUAUAACCGCGCCAGGUCAAUUGCGGGUGGCGCUCUGUUUGCCAGCUUUAUUGCCGUUGCCAAUGCCGCAACCCACGAACUUCUCGUAGGCACAUUUGGCACCAAGUCGCUAUACACGGUCGAGUUUGAUGAUGAAGCCUUGACUCUGAAUUUGGUGGCCAACACGUCAGUCCCUGCCGCUGGCUCGUGGUUAGCCCUGAGUCAUGACAAGGCCAACCUCUAUGCUACAGCAUACUCAACCAGUGGCAACAGUAGCAGCCCGGCAUUUGUGAGCUAUUCGCUGGCCAAUGCAACCUCAAUCACCCACGACGCCACCAUUCCGUCGGGUGGAAACUGCACCGCGACCGCCAUUUUCGUGGUUGCGGAUCCCAACCCUCCCUACAGCGUGUAUGGGGCCUUUUUCGGAUCCAACGCUGGCUGCGGCACUGUCUUGUCGGUGGACGAGACAGGCAAGCUGGAUGCCGCCAUUCAAAACUACACCUACUUUAGCUCUUCCGCGGUGCACGGCACUGCCUUUAGCCCCGACUCCAAGUUCCUGUACUCGGCAGACGACAGCGGCAACACCUUGUGGACGCACAGCAUAGACCAGGCGACAGGAGAAGUGACACUGGUGGCCAACUUGACCGCGCCCUCGUCCUCGGCUCACCCGCGCCACGCCACCGUCCACCCCAACGGGCAGUACGUUUAUGUGGUACUUGAAGGGUCGAGCCAGAUUGCGCAGUACUCGAUUGACGACGCGACGGCGGGGAUCCCGUCCUUUACCAACAUUACGUAUCCGCUGCUGGAAUCAGGCGAGGACGCAUCCAAUUACUGGGCCGACGAGGUGGCCCUGUCGUUUAGCAACAACUACCUGUGGGCGACGAACCGCGGCCGCAGCACCAACGCGACGGGCUACAUAUCCGUAUUCUCCCUGGAUGCGGACGGCGCCAUCCUGUCGCAGAACUUUCUCGUGCCGACGUCGUCCAGUGGCGGCGCGGCCAAUAGUGUCGCUCCCAGUCCCUUUACGGACCGUUUUGCCGCGCUGACGGAUAGUUCGGUUGGGUUCCUCGAGAUUUGGGAGCUCAGCGACGAUGGUGGCUCGGCGCAGGUGGUGGCGCACCUCGACUUGAAUGACGGGGGCUGCUGUGCUAAUGCAGUGUGGUAUUCUUGA
Pestalotiopsis fici W106-1 is the source of this 1155-nucleotide messenger RNA. RefSeq lists its product as uncharacterized. Lineage: Eukaryota; Fungi; Ascomycota; Sordariomycetes; Amphisphaeriales; Sporocadaceae. The transcript is spliced from 2 exons. The record is from RefSeq and is a predicted model, not a curated record. Bases 1 to 1155 code for a protein of 384 amino acids. Gene Ontology annotation, molecular function: 6-phosphogluconolactonase activity; protein binding.